This is a messenger RNA of Rotaria sp. Silwood2, 1455 nucleotides long. The record is from the annotation of a GenBank genome assembly. Lineage: Eukaryota; Metazoa; Rotifera; Eurotatoria; Philodinida; Philodinidae.
AUGGAUAUUGAUAUUGGAAAAAUUGAUCGAAUAAAAGUUUGGCAUGAUAAUUCUGGUGUAGGUCCAGCUUGGUUACUUGAUUCAAUAAUAAUUCGUAAAAAACAUUCAAUAUGUCGUCCAAUAACAGACAUAUAUAUUCAACGUCUUGAAAAAAUAAGUCAAAUUUUAUAUCAUCAAGCAUGUGAACAAUUAAAAAGAGAUCAUAAUCUACAAUUAUCUUCAACAAAAGAAAAUGAAUCACGUUCAAUUGAUCGACGACAAAGUUCAAAAUUAAAAGAUUUGGAUGAUUUAUCAAGUAGUCGGGGUAUUUUACGUAGUCCAAUUAUAUAUGAUAAAGCUAAUUCACAAAAAAAAGUUACAUUUGAUGAACAAAGUCUUGGUUCUCAAGAUGAACAAUUUGCAAUCGAUACACAACGAAUGAAAAAUACGCAAAAAGUACUUGAACAAAAAAAUAAAAGAGAUUAUUCAUCACCACGAAUUGAAACUGGUCGUUUUGAACAUCAAGCAUAUUGGAUAUCAUCUCAUAAUUAUAUUGAUAAUAAAUGGCAAAUUAAUUCUAUUGAAGAAUCUAAGACAUUUGAUUUAGAUCCAACAACACGUUUAUUACUUCUAUCAGAUCGUUCAUCAAUAAAUACUAAAAUAAAAACAUCAAUUAAGGAAAAAGAUGAUGAUAUUUAUGAAUUUCAAGCUAACUGUUGGUUAACUACAGAUAAAGGUCAAAAACCUGAAGUAAUUUUAAAUCCAAAAUCAGUUCAAUUAUCAAAAACAGAAACAAAAUUAAAAUCAUUAUCAUCAUCAUUAUCAGAUAUGAAAAAUGAUACACAAAAACGAACUGUUAUUUCAACAACAAAAACAUCUUCUAACAUUCAACAUGAUAAAUAUAAUGAUGAAAAUUCAAAACGUUCAUCACAAUUUGAUCUUGGACCAUUAGAAAGAUCACCAAGAAGUCAAGCAUCGUUAGAUCGACCAUUACGUGAUUUAUCAAAAACACAAUAUGAUGAUUUAUAUUCAUCUCAACGAAGUGAUCAAAAAUUUUCUACUGCUUUAAAACGACAAGAAGAAUCUUCUAUUGAUAAAUAUCAUCGUUCAUCAUCACCAAAUCAACGUCCAAUAUCUCCUCAUAGUAACAAAAAUCUUAAAAUUUCAUCAACUAGUGAACAAGAAUUAUUAUCAAAAGCUUCAUAUGAAUCAGCAUAUCAUACACGACCAGCAGCUACUUCAUUAAUCGAUACUCGAUCAUCAUUAUUGAAUCAAUAUUCAAAAUCACCAAGAUCUACUAAAGAACCUAUGAGUUCAUUGAUUAGUAAUCGAGACUUAUCCGAAAAAAUGUCGACUGAAUCAUCAAUAAAACCGAAAUCAGUAACACGUACAACUGUUGAAAUGCCUUCAAAUAAAAUAACACGAAAUCAAAUAUAUAGUUCUGCUUAUGGUACAACAUCAUCGGAUGGUUUUUAA